GAGACGCCGCCCGGAGAUGCAGGGCAUGCAGGCUCUCAGGAGGAGCAGCAGAUCUUUCAGCACCUCGGACAGCAGCGUUGCGUCGGUCCACCUUUUAUCCGCACUCGCUACUGUAUGCUUAUCGUGAUCGGAGACAUUUCAACAGAUCAUCAGCUCGAUUCCGUCAAAGAACACAUUAAACGAGGCAUCUUGUCAUGGGACAUUGAUUUGACCAUUUGUGAUUUGAACAAGGAACUGAAGCUCUUUCAAGCAAGACACUCUGCCCAGUUCUCUUCAGAAGUGAAAGGACAAAGACUUCUGCAAUAUAAGAGUGAUAUCCUUGAGACUGUUGUGUUGGUGAAUCCUUCUGAGGAGAACAUUGCUAUAGAGAUCAGAACACUGGUCUGUGACUCAGCAGGCCACAAGUUAUUGGUCCUAAGUGGGCAAAGUACUGACCGGAGUGGUGACAUUAUCCUGCAAAGUGGAGCGUUUGGUUGGAAGAAUCUCUCUGACAUUCUCUCAAGUCGUAGGAUUAAAGAUCUCCUAAAUCAGCCAUACUCAGGCCAACAAGCCUGUUUAACUGUGUUCUGUAAAGGAGAGGGGGGCUGGAGCUCCCUAGGAUACGUACAGGAGCAGAGCAUACUGAAGUACAGACUGAACCCUGAGCCUGUGCUGCCUGAAAUGGAAGGUGUGAGUGAGUUCACAGAAUAUGUCUCUGAGACUGUGGAUGUUCCUUCUCCUUUUGAGCUCCUGGAGCCACCAACGUCAGGAGGUUUCCUCAAGCUGUCCAAGCCAUGCUGCUAUAUUUUUCCUGGAGGACGGGGAGACUCUGCUUUGUUUGCAGUCAAUGGGUUUAAUAUUUUGAUAGAUGGCGGAUCUGACAGAAAGUCUUGUUUUUGGAAGUUGGUCAGACAUCUGGAUAGGAUUGAUUCUGUUCUCCUAACACACAUAGGAGCAGAUAAUCUCCCUGGCAUAAAUGGACUGUUACAGAGAAAAAUUGCAGAGCAGGAGGAAGAGAAGAUCCAUGGUUUAAAUACCUACGGAGACUGGAUGAAAAAUCUCAUCUCACCAGAACUUGGUGUUGUGUUCUUUAAUGUUCCUGAGAAGCUAAAGAUGCCUGAAUCCACACUGAAAGCAAAGAGAAGCAUUGAAGAGGCAUCUCUCACAUUGCAGUACCUUCACAAACUUGGCAUCAAACCUGAGCCUCUAUACAGGGUUGUGAGCAACACAAUUGAGCCUUUAACACUCUUUCACAAGCUAGGCGUUGGCAAACUAGACAUGUAUAUUCUAAAUCCUCUCAAGGACAGUAAGGAGAUGCAAUUCUUCAUGCAGAAGUGGGCUGGUAACAGUAAAGCUAAGACGGGUAUUGUCUUGGCCAAUGGCAAAGAGGGUGAAAUUUCUGUCCCUUACCUUACAUCAGUAACAGCUCUGGUUGUGUGGGUACCUGCCAGCCCAACUGAAAAAAUCGUCAGAGUUCUGUUUCCUGGAAAUGCCCCACAAAACAAAAUAUUCGAGGGUUUGGAAAAGCUGCGGCAUCUCGAUUUCUUACGAUAUCCAGUAGCCACUCAAAAGGAUAUGUCGUCGGGAGCUCCGCCUCCACUGAUUAAACAAACUAAAAUGAAGCUGCGAACUGAUAGCAAAGAAAGUCUUAAAUCAUCUCCUAAAAUGUCCUCCACAACAAAAGCAAGCAAGAAAGAGGCAAAUGAAGAUAUUGAGUCAAAGAGUGAAUCUGUUAAGGAGAACAAAGCUGAAAAGAAAGAGAAAAAAAUGAAAGAGACCGUUAAAGCUCCCAAACCGCUGAAACCCAAGACAGCAUCACCUGAUUCACUUAAGCUUGAGAAAAAGAAGCUACAAAGAGAAAAAUCUCCUAAAAAGCAUGUAAAGGAGAAGGCAUCCAAGAUGGAGGAAAAGAAAGAUCUGGAAAAGAAAGACACAAAGAAAGAAAAGACGGAAGUAAAAAAAGAUGACAUACUUAAAAAGGAAAAAAAAGACAAAGUUAAGCCUGAACUGAAAAAAAUCACAAAACCUGAUCUGAAGCCCUUCACCCCUGAAGUCAGGAAGACUCUGAACAAAGCAAAGGUUCAAGUAAAGCCCAAAACAGAAAAAACAAAAGCUGCAAAGGAGCAGGAAAACAGGCCGGCUGCUAAGCAAGCUUCAGUGGAGAAACAGGAGAUAGACAGGUCCUUAGUCUCUUCCCCAGAGGAUCUUACCAAGGAUUUUGAAGCCUUGCGACUAGAAGAGGAACUGUCCAAGUCCAUAGAGAGCAAAAUUCUUCCAAAAGUCCAGUCUGCAGUGGACACAGUUGUCCCUCACAUUGAAUCUCCUGAUGAGGGAAUAAAUACAACUGAUGUUGAGACAGAAUCUCCUCUUGAGGAAAGAGUACCAUAUGGAGCAAACGCAAAUAAAUUCGCCUCUAAAAUCACAGACAGAUUUGAAGAUGAGGGUGCAGCUACAGAGUAUGACCACACCACAGGACUGAAAGGUGCUAAGACAUCUGACCUUGCCAGGAUGGGAGAAGAUGCAAUGAAACCCAAAAGAAGUGAUAGUGAAGAAGAUGAGGAUGUUAUUGAGAAGGCAGAGCUUGAAGAUGCAGAGGAUAUAGUACAUGAGGAGGAACUCAAGUAUAAAUCUGAUGAGUCAAGGAAAGAAAAACUUGGAAAGGACUGGGAGACAAAAAGUGAGAUUAAAUCUACCAAAUCUCUGGGUGCUGCAGAUCAUGUUUCUUUAAUCCAAGAUGAGACCAUUCCAGGUUACUCUGAGACAGAGCAGACUCUCUCUGAUGAGGAGAUUAAUGAGGAGACAGAAGAGCGAAUCCCACAUCUUCAAUAUGAUGUUGGUUCUUACGACAUCUCAGUUCCUGAUGAACCGGGGACAUUUGACACCAUCCAUGGCAUGAAACCACCAACCAUAUCUGUUGCUUCUGAGUUCUCAUCAAAGGGAUUUGCAGUAGACCAGGAGCCAGUGCUUUCAGCUUAUGCAACUAAUAUAGUUGCAGCUCCAUUGGCUGAAGAAGAGCACAUAUCAUCAGCUACCUCUAUCACUGAAUAUGACAAAUUAUCAUCCUUUGCCACAUCUGUUACUGAAGAUCAGUCUAUAGCAUCUGUGACAGCACCACCUACUGAAGAUGCAGGAAAAAGCUCUUUACUCUUAGAUACUAUAAAUAGUAUACCAUCAUCCAUACAGACAGAUGCUACUCAAGGAAAAGAGUACCUUCACUCUGCUGGAACUAUCUCUCCAACUUCUUCCUUAGAGGAGGAUAAGUGUUUUAAAUCACCUCCCUCAGAGGAAUAUCAACCUAUUGUGCCAGAAACAGAAACUACAGUGAAGGCUACUGCUCCCACAAAUUAUGAGGAUGAGGAAGAUGAGGAAGAGGAUGAGGAUCAGACACCAAAUGUCGAUAUGCCACUUGGAAAGAUCCAUGAGGGUUAUGCCUCUGCUGCCAUACUCCAAGACACUGAGAAGGCUUCUGAUAAGAUUCACUCAUCAAUGGCACCUAUUCCCCCUCCUGCAAUGUAUGUUGGCACACAAGAAAGAGAUGAAAAGGCAUCCUUUGAGCAUAAAUCUAAAUUGAGUUCUCCUGAGAAGAUUUUGUCUUUCUCACCAAAUUUACCUUGCACCUCAGAGGUGAACAUUACCUCGGAGAGUGAAGAAAGAUGCCUCAGUCCAGAUGACAGCACUGUGAGGUUCGCCUCACCUACACAAUCAGGACCAACCAGCGGUAGCUACUCUCCAACUGAGGAGAGGUCACAGAAGCCACUGACUGUGGAUAAAGAGGAAAAACUGGACAAGGAGACUGUUGACUCUUAUUUGACCAAAGAUGCUACUUCUGACAAAAAGUCUGUGAAAAUAAUUGAUGAUGAAGUGGACCCUUUUGUAAAGGAGUUCUCAAGCACCAAGACUGCAAAAUUUGACUUGGAAGAUGAGGAGGAGGAAGAUUAUUAUGGAAAGGAAACAUAUAAGGUGUGUGGUAAAACUAAAUAUAAAGAGGAAAGGGAGUGCACUUUUCUCGAUGAAGAAUAUUCCCAAGAGGCAAAACCUCUAAAAGAGGAGAAGCUGUUUGAAAAUAAGAAAGAAUCUGUGGAAAAGGAAUCAUUAAAUGAUAAACCACAAAACGUGACCUCCUUGGGCCAUGAACACAAAUCCCAGAUGCUUAGCUCAGGAGAGGAAGAUGAAAGCGAAACUGAGGAUGGUGUUUACUCAAGCAUAAAAGCACCACAGGGCAAGUUAGAUUCCAUGUCAGCAAGCCAAGGAAAAAAGGAUGUUUCAUUCUCAGAGACAGAUGACCAAAACGUUUCUAAAGACAGCGAUAAAAGUGUCCACUUCAACUUGUAUUCAUUUCCUGAGGGUGAGAAAGGCCUCAGAGGGGAAAUUGAGAGGGUGGUUAGGCAAGAUACACCAUAUGUUGGGAAAAGCUUUACAUACUCUGAUGUAUAUGACAGUAAAUCAAGUUCAGUAGAUUCCUACUCUCCAAAUCUACCAGUGGAGCACACUUUUGAUGAUACUGAUGUUACUCCAAAGAAAACAGAACAAGAGGAUUCCCUAGAUUCUUCCACUGUCAAAUUUUCUGAUCCUAAAGCAACAGAUGAAAAACAAACAUCAGAUUCAUAUAGUAAAACGCAAAGUACAUACAUGACACCACAGUUUAGGGAUUCAUCUGAAGCAACAUUCUCUGAGAAAAUAAAUAAAACUGAAGAAAGGACAUUUGAGAAAACCUCACCUAUUUCAGCAGAGAAAGACCCAUUGUCAGUUCAAUUUGAAAAGCCUGAUUUUACUGGUAUGACGGAGGUUAGUGCAUCACAGUCCACCCAUUAUGAAGCUGACAGGUUAAUCUCUGAUUACAGUGCUAAAAGUACAAGCUGUAGUUUAGGCCAAUCUACAUUUGGCACAAAAGAAGUAAUGGCUGGAGACAUGAAGAUGUUUGCUGAUGGAGAGGAUGAAGACGAAGAUGAAGAAGAAGAUGAAGAUGACGAGGAUGAGGAGUAUGGAGAGCAUGCAAGUGAUAGUGAUACAGAGAAAGGUGCCAAAGAGAAAGAUGCUGAAUACCCAAUGAAAAAAGUAAUCAGUCCCGUACCAACUCAGUUCCAGGAUGAAAAGAAAGACACCGUUACACACGACAACACUAGGAGCUUAGGCUCAGAGGAUUAUGGGAAAUCUUUAGGUUCGUCAACAUUUGACACUCAAAGCAAAGGUGCUGCCUCAUCUUAUCCUGUUGAAAGUCAUAUUAAAUGCUUUUCUGGAUUUGAACAUUCUUCAAGUGAGGAGAAAGAUGAGUUUGUAGAAAAUCAUGACAAAGUUGUCAAGUCAUAUUUACCCUUGUCAACGAAGACUGCUGAAGAUAAAUGCUCUCACUAUGAUGACAAAGAUCUUGAGUUUGACAAGCAACAGACAUCAGAUGCAGUAGAGAAAAAAACAGGGGACCCUGUAUCAUUGGGCUUGGGUUACACAACUAUGUCAGCCACAGCCUACUCUUCUUCCUCUUCUUACAGCCAUUCUUCAUCUGCUUCAGCAUCUCUGUCCACUAGCCGCCAAUUUGGGGAUGAGUUAGAGGCUCAAGCCUGUACUGGAUUCGAUUACUCAUCUUUCAAAGAUGAACAUUCACCAGUGAAUGAUUCACCCUUCUCUAGUUCCAGCGGUCAGGCUAAGGAUGGAUAUUUAGAAGUAUCAGAAAAGCUGACCCCUGCAACAACUACCGCUGAAUCAACAUCUAGCCUUGCAAGAUUCUCACCACUGUCACCCUUUGAGGAGAUCAAGCCUUUCCCUCCUCAUGCAGGUACUUGUGUAGUUGACAAGAAAGAAUCCACUUACACUGGAAGCAAUAUCUCAGAUCAGGGACUACAAAGUCAGUGCUUUUACAAGCCAGAGUGGGAUGAGGACUCAAGACUACAAGCUGAAUUAGGUGCAACUGGACCUUUCUCCUCAGUUCCUCCGGCCACACAGAAAGACACCUUGCCCAGAGAUCUAUGUGGUGCUUCAUCAACACUUGAAUUUGAAAAACAGUACUAUGAAGAGACUGAGAGUAGUGAAGAGGAGGAUGAUUAUAUGUAUGAAACUGAACAGGAUAAACUUCAGUACCAAAGAUCUCCAGUUACAGCUCAAGCAGACAAGAAAGAUGACACUUUUUCCUUAAGCGAGACACUAUCAAAAGACAUAUCUUCUAGUUUGGGAGGUGCUAUUUCAAACAUGCAUACCUCAUAUUCUCUUUCAUUCCCAGAACCCACAAAACCAGACACAACAAAUGGGCCUGCAGAAGUUAGCCUGACUGCAGCAGAAGCUUUUGGUGGAGCCUGCAAGGUGGAAACAAACUUGUCAAAAGUAGAGAUGAAAGGCCAAGAAUUUGACAUAAAGAAAAUUAGGAGCCCAAGUGAAUGGCAAAUGCAGCAGCCACGAGACAUAUAUCCAGGGGCGUCCCCACCCCAUUAUCGACAUGAGGAUGAAUAUGAUGAAGAAGAAGAGACAGAGCCAGAACACCCUGCCCGCCCUCUCUCUCUCUCAUCCACAGAGAAACCUUUCCAAUCCUCUUAUUACACAGACGAUCCAAACAAACACGAUGAUGACUCUGACUAUCCUUCAAAUGUUGGUGUCCGUCCACAUUCAUCAACUGCUUCCCCAGGCUAUUCCGCCUGUGAGAACAAGCAGAGGAGAGGAGACACAUCUCCAUCUUUUAUAAACCCAAGCUUAUGUCAACUUUCAAGCGAUGAAGAAAAUGAGGAACAAACAAGCCAAGCAUCAGAUCAACAGCAACCGGUGGGGAAGACAAGGUUCCACAAACAGCCUCAAGACUACUCUCACAGUCAUCAUUGCGAGGACAAUGAAUUGCAACACUUCUCCGGAGCCAUGGCUGCUGGAAUUAGUGCCAGUGGGGAGGACACCCCUCCAACCUCUAUCAGUGAGCCAUUGCAUUCACAGUCAGAUUCAGAUGUUCCACCAGGUACAGAGGAGUGCCCAUCGAUCACAGCAAAAGGAAAUGACUCUGAUGAUGAUGCAGAUUACCUGCCUGUAGAUAAAUCAUCUGGAGCUUAUGGGGGGAAGCAUUACUUAUCUAGAUCACCUGACAAAAAUCAUGAUCCCUUACCAUCACCAUUAAUGGACCCUGCUCCUUAUCCUCCUCACCCUGAUGCAUGUAUGGUUGAUCCUGAAGCUCUGUCAAGCUUAACAGACAAACCAAUCAAGAAAGAUACAAAAGCAAAGGGUUUACGUAAAUUAGGUAAAACAAAGUCCUCAUCUCCAGCGAGGAAGGCUGAUGCUAGGCGGAAGCGCUCCCCAUCAAAGGAGCCCUUUGCCCACACCACCUCUCUUAGAAAAAAGGACAUGGAGGAUGAUCUGUCAAGGUCAAGCCACAACACUGGCAAAGGCCUUGUCAAUGGCCUGAAGAAUACCGCAGGUUCAAAUUCUUCAAAAUUCAGCACAGCGGUGCCCCCUGGUCCUCCUAUCUAUGUGGAUCUGGCCUACAUUCCCAACCACUGCAGCGCUAAAAAUGUGGACCAGGAGUUUUUCAAACGUGUUCGCUCGGCAUAUUAUGUAGUGAGUGGAAAUGACUCUAGCAACGGAGAACCGAGUCGUAGUGUACUAGAUGCCUUGCUAGAGGGAAAGGCACAGUGGGGAUCCAAUUUACAGGUAACAUUGAUACCUACACAUGACACAGAAGUGACCCGCGAGUGGUAUCAGCAGACCCAUGAGAAGCAACAGGAGCUGAACAUCAUGGUCCUGGCCAGCAGCAGCACAGUUGUAAUGCAGGACGAGUCAUUCCCAGCCUGCAAAAUAGAGUUCUAAAUUCAACAUGGCUCCCAGGUCCACAUUUUUACUCUCAAAUGGUGCUGUAACUUUUGAGCUUCUGGUUAUUUGGCUGUGCCGCCUGACAUGGUGAACCCAGAUGUGACUUCGCAGUACCACAGAAAUAAACAAACACAUACAAGUUCCAGACUGCAGACUGCCAGAUCAAGUGACUAGAUCACUGAUCACAUUUUAUAUUCAAGAUUUGUAAGUGUCCGGAUGAUUCUUUUCUUUCUUUCUAUAUGUUUGAAAAAGAAAUAAACUAGUCAUGAUGUGCUGUGCAAAACAUCCUUUAGUUGCAAUGUUGAGUUUGCCAUCUCAAUAGCAUCAACACUUUUGAAAUAUAGCAUUCCAUUGAGCCUAGCUGUUUAUUGCAUGUGACCUUGAGUUUGAACUUGUAUGUAAUAGUUCAUAGUUAUAUGAAAUAAAGUACUAUUUUAAACAUAUUUAAAUGAUAAACGUCUCAACUGUACUGACAAGGCACAUAUAACCAGGCCGCGCUAUCAUUUCUAGCGUGCAGUGUUGUUAAAAAAUAUUUAUGUGUACUUUUCAUUUUUUUUUCCAUUACCUUUGCUUUCAGUUCUCUUUUUUAUGUGCAAUACUCUGUAUCUUUCUUUAAACUCUCUAAAUGAGUGUCUACAAAUAUGUUGUAGAAAGGUAAAGCUGAUAAACGCUAAUAAAUUAUGCUAAUGGAAAAUAU
Danio rerio (zebrafish) is the source of this 8449-nucleotide messenger RNA. Lineage: Eukaryota; Metazoa; Chordata; Actinopteri; Cypriniformes; Danionidae. The record is from RefSeq and is a predicted model, not a curated record.